Prorocentrum cordatum is the source of this 398-nucleotide messenger RNA. NCBI's taxonomy places the organism in Eukaryota, Dinophyceae, Prorocentrales, Prorocentraceae. The record is from the annotation of a GenBank genome assembly.
GUCUCUACAGGAAGCAGGGGGCGUCCUUGCUGCAGCAGCUCAAGGGGCGCGCCGACGUGUUGCUACUCGCCGACCUGAACGCCCACUGCAGGCCCUGGCUGGACGACGCGGGCCGCCUGGUUGAGCCGCAGGCCCACCCGCUGCUCGCGUCCGCCCUGUGGAGCGCCUACGAGGCAGUGCUUGGCGAAGAGCCGGACUUCACCACUGGGGUGGCUGGGCGGACCGCGACGUGCGGGGCGUGUUCGACUACAUAUUCACCCGUGGCGCCCUGCUCGCCCCAGUGCGCGCGCUCCGGCCGCCAGCCAGCGACGACGUGCUCGCGGUCCCGGAGAGGAUGUCAGGGGCACGCACCGCCGGCCCAUGGUGGUAGACUUUCUCAUCAAUGCCACGUCGUCUGA